AUGACGACGCCUCCACGACGUGAGCAAGCUGUACAGCUGCUGAAAGCAGUGGUGCUUGCUUACUCGUUUUCAACUUCUCUAGUGAUCUACAACAAGUGGUUGUUUACAAACUGUGCCGCCGAGGAGCGGCAGACCUCACGGACGGCUGGCCGAUGCCUCGGCUGGGGCUUCCCGUACCCUCUCGUGGUCACCUGUUUCCAUAUGCUCUUUCUUUCCCUCGCGACUCAAUUCUAUAUGUGGUGCGUACCAAGCUCGCGACCGACGAUCGACAAGCCGUACCGCAAACCUCGCUUGCUGCUUGUCGGUCUUUUUGUCGCGCUUGAUAUCGUGUUCACCAAUGCCGGCUACCUUUUCCUGGAAGCCUCGUUCGUGGAAAUGAUUAAGAGCAGCAUGCCGGCAUCGGUUUUGCUCUUCGGACUCGCCGCUGGACUAGAGCAGCGUUCUGGUGUCUUGUUGGCUAUCGUCGUCAUCAUUAGUGUCGGUUUAGCGGUCGCGACGGUUGGUGAAAUGAACUUUCAUCCAGUUGGUUUCGCGCUAGAAUUACUGGCCGUAUUAUGCGGCUCCGCGCGUUUGAUUGAACAGCAGCUGCUUCUUCGGUAUGGUGCCGAGGGCAAACUGCAUAGUGCCGUGGGCCUUAGUCCAAUACAAAUUCUCUAUUAUCAAGCGCCGAUCUCUUUUGUAACGCUUCUGCCAGCAGCGUUAGCCAUCGGGACGACCCGAAUGCGUCACGAUGCGCUGCUCAAAGAUGCGCUGUACGUGAUCGAAACGAUUUUGAUUCUUAUUGCCGGUGGCCUGCUCGCUGUUGGGCUGAAUUUUGGGGAUAUCUUGCUCAUAGAUCGCAGUAGUGCCCUAACCUCCACCGUGCUUGGAACGGUAAAGACGGCCGUGGUGAUCGGCGUCUCUUGGAUAACGUUUCGGAACCGCAUUUCGUGGCUGAACCUCAGCGGUUACGCCGUAUGCGUCGUAGGUGUAUUUCUAUAUCAGCGGUACAGGCAACAGCAACCAAGUACCAGCACCAAAUUUGAUACUGCAUCGGCGGAAGCCGAUGCCCAAAGCGAACACACACCUGCCACCGGGCCUGGCGUACCUGAGAGCACGGGGCUCGCGAAGGAAGUGAACAUGCGACUGGAUGUUUCCGCUAUGCAGGAGGACACUGCGGUGUAG
Messenger RNA from Cyanidioschyzon merolae strain 10D, 1164 nucleotides. Its product is annotated as similar to phosphate/phosphoenolpyruvate translocator protein. The transcript has a single exon. Bases 1 to 1164 code for a protein of 387 amino acids. The record is from RefSeq and is a predicted model, not a curated record. Lineage: Eukaryota; Rhodophyta; Bangiophyceae; Cyanidiales; Cyanidiaceae. Gene Ontology annotation, molecular function: antiporter activity. Gene Ontology annotation, cellular component: Golgi apparatus.